AUGCCAUGCCUUGGCUUCACCCUGCUGCUCGUGCUGGCGCUGGGGGCCAGCCUUGGGGCCACCUUCCCCUGGGGCACCCUGAAGAAGGGCUGCAGCUUGUCCAAGUACCAGUUCCUCGUGCCUCACGAGCUGAAGGCUGUGCAGAGGAUGAAGGAGCAGUUUGAGGACAUCAUGCUGCUGUCGGACCGCAAAUGCCACACCAGGCUCUUCUAUCGGAAAUGGAACACAGCAGAGCUAUCGGUGCCCGACCGAGUGAUGCUGGUAGAAGCUGAGCUGGACCUCACCACCACUGUGCUGGGGCUCCCUGCCCCACCCAGGUUCGCUGAGACACGUCAUCAGCCCCUGGCCUUCCUCACCCAAGCUCGGGAGGACCUGCGAGACUGCAUGGCCACGGAGGCUCCUUCACAUCAGCCCUCUGGGAAACUGAGGCACUGGCUGCAGAAGCUGCAGACGGCCAAGAAAACAGAGAGCAACGGCUGCUUGGAAGCCUCUGCCAUCCUCCAUCUCUUCCAAAUACUGAACGACCUGCGGUGUGCAGCCCUUCAAGAUCAGUGCACUUAG
This is a messenger RNA of Colius striatus (speckled mousebird), 561 nucleotides long. RefSeq names its product interferon lambda-3-like. Gene Ontology annotation, molecular function: cytokine activity. NCBI's taxonomy places the organism in Eukaryota, Metazoa, Chordata, Aves, Coliiformes, Coliidae. The record is from RefSeq and is a predicted model, not a curated record. Gene Ontology annotation, biological process: cell surface receptor signaling pathway via JAK-STAT; innate immune response; defense response to virus. The coding region runs from base 1 to 561 and encodes 186 amino acids. The transcript is spliced from 5 exons.